This is a messenger RNA of Populus euphratica (Euphrates poplar), 4876 nucleotides long. RefSeq lists its product as uncharacterized. The transcript is spliced from 5 exons. NCBI's taxonomy places the organism in Eukaryota, Viridiplantae, Streptophyta, Magnoliopsida, Malpighiales, Salicaceae. The record is from RefSeq and is a predicted model, not a curated record. The annotation marks the transcript as partial.
AUGGCUAACAAAAAGAAGAAGACUGGGUCCCAUAAAUCUCAGUUGAAACAGCAAAAUUCUGAACUUCUUCAUGAUUUAACUGUUCUAGCAUUAGCGGCCCCUUCUUUGUCUCGUACUGUUCAUGCUACAGUGCAUCACAAUUCAAAUUUGAAUCACAGCCCGCCGAAUGCUUCAGCCCCUAAUCGUACCUGUACUGAUCAUCAUGUCAUCUCUUCCCCGCAUGGUUCAGAGCCUCAGCAUCACACUGAUCCAUCCCCCAGUAUUAACCAUGUUCUUGUCGAUGAUUGGUCUGAUGAAGAAGAUUUGGAAGACGAGGAAGUGGAUUUUGAUUCUUCUCCUGAGGAUUAUGCAGGGGGCUCUAAAUUUUUCACCUCUCCAGUGGUAUCGGUCCCACCUGUUCAUGUUGCAUCCUCACCAAGUGCUCAGCCAACCGCUGUUGGGUCCCCUGUAGUUGUCCAAUCCGUUGAUGUUGCUUCCCCUGUAUCUGGCCAGCCCGAUGUUGUUGUCAAGGCCACAUGCACCACGUCAGUUCCCACUAAUUCCAAGUCAGCUCCUGUGGAUCAUGUGGUAAGUGGUAAUUCCAACCACUCUGAGCCUUCUUCUAGCUCUUGGCGCAAUCUGUUUGUUUCUAAUCGUGACAAUACUCGUUGCCCUAAGCUCCUCCAUUAUUCUGCUUUAACUGAUACUCGAGGCUGUAAUUUAUUUGAUGAUGACUUAGACAUUAAAUGUGAUCUUUGGAAGCGUUGCCUUGUUGGUUAUAUUGCUGGCCGUUCACCAGGUUUUAAAGCUUUGCAGAAUCUCAUUGUCAACACAUGGCAAUGUGAGGCAUCCAUAACUAUCCACGAUUCUGGUUGGUUGAUUUUUACUUUUGACAAUGAUGCUGACAAAUCGCAUGUUUUAGAUGGGGGUCCUUAUUUAGUUUAUGGUAGGCCUCUCAUCCUUAAGCCAAUGACAGAGUAUUUUGAAUUCUCAUCUACAGAGAUGCACACUGUUCCGGUAUGGGUUAAAUUCCCUAAUCUCCCUCUUAAAUGUUGGUCACUCAAAUGCUUAUCAAAAAUAGCCAGUGUUCUUGGCAGACCUGUCCAAAGUGAUAUGUUUACUGCUUCUAUGGCCAGACUUUCCUAUGCCAGAGUAUUGGUUGAAGUAAACUUACUAUCUGAUCUGCCUUCCUCCAUUGAAGUUACUUUGCCGAAUGGCCACAUACUUCAUCAACAAGUUGUGUAUGAAACUCUCCCUCGUUUCUGCAAGCAUUGUAGAAAACUUGGGCAUUUAACUUCCACUUGCACCAACAUCCCGCCUUCUAAUAUUACAACAAAUCCAAAGACAUCUGUCUUUGUUGCCCCUGCUCCCACAGGCCGGAAUUCUGUUUGCAAUUGUCUAGAACCUCAACAAGGUCCUUCUGUGAAUGACAAGCCAGAGGUAAACUUGCCGAAUGCUUCUAUUCCCCAUUCAACUCCGAUUGAGACUGAGUUGGACACCAUGAGACAAGAUGCUACAUCUAAUCCUGAAGGAUGGGAAGUUGUUCAACGGAAAAAAGGGAGACGCAAGCACUCCCCCUCAAGGGUUUCUUUGAAAUCGCGUCAGGUGGACUCUCACCUAUCUCACAAAGCCACUCAUACGGUUCAGGAGGAAAGCCAACUUCAUCCCUCAUCACCUGUCAUUCACACCAUAUCAACACCCCCUCCUGAAGUGGAUUCUGGGACUACUCAUGGCAAAUCUGUGGUUGCUAUAAGCGCACCAGGUCAGUGCACAUCUUGUUCAAUUAGGAUGCCCAUAAGCAAACGAGCUCAGCAGCUCACCAAUGGUGUUUCUGGCAGGGCUUUGUCUAAAGUAUCUUCGAUGCAGCAAUUUCGGUUGAAGAAAUGGAAAGUUCAUUCCAAUGCAGAAGUAGCCUCAUCAGCUCGCAUUGUAGUUUUCUGGAACCCUGCUACUGUUCAUGUUGAAUUACUUGACGUUUCAGCUCAAGGUCUUCAUGUUCUUAUCUCUAGUCGGGUUCAUCAGUUCAGCAUUUAUGCCACCUUUGUUUAUGGUUUUAAUACUCUACUUGCUAGGAGAACUCUUUGGAGUGACUUGAGAAACUGGAAUCCCAAUUCCCCUUGGAUUAUUUUAGGCGACUUCAAUUCUGUUUUAUCUCAAGAUGACAAGCAUAAUGGGGAAGCAGUGUCCACUUACGAGACUGCGGACUUCAGGCAGUGUUGCUCCGAUCUGGGGCUAAUAGAUUUAAAUUAUUCUGGAUGCCACUACACUUGGUCCAACGGCAAGGUCUGGACCAAACUUGAUCGUGCUCUUGUUAAUUCACUUUGGUCUCCAGCUCAUGCCUCUGCUCACGUCCAUUUUGACAAUCCUGGUGCUUUCUCUGAUCACUCUCCUGUUACUAUCACUCUCCAGUCUAGGUCUUUUAUUGGUAAGAAGAGCUUCAAAUUCUUUAAUAUGUGGACUCACCAUGUCAGCUUCUCAGACUUGGUUGCAGCUAACUGGCAUCAUGAGUUUUAUGGGUCGCCUAUGUUCACCUUUUGUAAACGGCUCAAAGCUCUUAAAGGGCCUUUAAGAGAACUCAAUAGAUUGCACUACAGUCAUAUCUCUGCUAGGGUUGCUCGUGCAGAGGCAGCCUUAGACCACCAUCAAACUAUCUUCUCGAAUGACAGAGAUAAUCCUCAACUCCUCGCAGAGGAUAAGCUCCUUCAGCAACAGUUUCUUCAUCUCAAAGCAGCUGAACGUCAAUUUUUCUCUCAAAAGCUCAAAUUUACUUUUCUCAAAGAGUGUGACCAAGGCUCUUCUUUUUUUCAUGCACUAAUGAGCAGGAAGCAUUGGCAGAAUUAUAUUCCGGCAAUUCAUCGUAGUGAUGGCACUAUUACUACUUCUAUUGAUGAAGUGGGGACGGUGUUUGUUGAUUAUUUUAGCCACUUACUUGGCACAUCUAAAGACACCCUUCCUCUUGAUAGCUCUGUCAUUCAGCAUGGCCCUUGCCUGGAUGCUAACACUCACGCUUCUCUUCUUGCUCCAUUCACUGAUUUGGACAUCAAGAAUGUUCUAUUUGCUAUUGAUGAUGAUAAAGCUCCAGGGCCUGAUGGUUACUCAUCUUGUUUUUUCAAAAAGUCUUGGGAUGUUAUAGGUGGGGAUUUCUGCCGUGCAGUAAGGGAUUUCUUUGAGUCUGGCGCCAUGCUUAAGCAAAUCAAUCACUCUAUCAUUGCUUUAAUUCCUAAAUCUACCAACUCUUCUUUUGCCUCUGAUUUUCGUCCGAUUUCCUGCUGUAAUGUUAUAUAUAAGGUCAUUGCUAAGCUCCUUGCAGUGAGAUUAUCUCAUGCUCUCUCAAAUAUUAUUAGUCCUAUACAAAAUGCUUUUUUGGGUGGUCGACUUAUGGCUGACAAUAUUCAUUUGCUCCAAGAGCUUCUCCGAGAUUAUGAAAGGAAAAGAUCUUCUCCCCGUUGCUUGUUGAAGAUUGAUUUUAGAAAAGCCUUUGAUUCAGUUCAAUGGCCUUUCCUUCGACAGCUCUUGUUAAUGCUUGGUUUUCCCAACCACUUCGUUCACUUAAUUAUGCAGUGUGUUGAGACUGCUUCAUAUUCUAUAGCCGUUAAUGAUGAUGUGAUCCUACUUUCAAGAGGAGAUAGGCAAUCUGUUUCUACUCUUUUUUCGCAACUAGUUUCUUUUGGAGAGGUUUCCGGUCUAGAGAUUAAUGCCAACAAAUCCUUUAUAUUUUUUGGAGGAGUCACAGACAGCAUUAAGCAGCUCAUUCUCCAGGACACUGGCUUCGUUGAGGGAUCCUUCCCAUUUCGCUAUCUUGGCGUUCCCUUAAGCCCCCACCGUCUCCUAGCCAGUCAGUUCUCUCCCCUUCUCAACAAGAUUCACUCUACUAUUUAUGGUUGGCUGGGGAAGCAUCUUAGCUAUGCUGGGAGAGUGGAGCUUCUCAAAUCAGUCCUUUUUGGCAUGGUUCACUUUUGGUUGAAUAUAUUCCCUGUCCCCGAUACUGUUAUCAAGCAAAUCACGAGUCUCUGCCGAAAUUUCUUGUGGACUGGCAAUGUCUCUAGGAGUAAAUCUGCUUUGGUAGCUUGGCGUACAGUUUGUCUUCCUAAAGUUGAAGGUGGCCUAGGCUUGUUUGACAUAAAGGCUUGCAAUAACAGUUAUCUUGCCAAACACAUAUGGAACAUUCAUCUUAAAGCUGAUUCCAUUUGGAUUCAAUGGGUCCAUCAUUACUAUUUACAUUCUCACUCCAUUUGGAACACCGCAGCUUCCCCAACCUCCUCGCCUUUAUGGAAAUCCAUCAUCAUCCUACGUGAUAAUCUUGUUGAAAUGGGAGGUGGUCAAUCCAAUACUGUCUCUCUGAUGGCUCACUGGAGCACCUCUACAGGUCCUUUCACUGCUCAUGCUUAUGAUUUUCUUCGGGUUCGUAGCUCUCUUGUCCGGUGGAGAAACGUUGUCUGGGAGUCUUGGUCCAUGCCCAGAUACAAUUUUAUCCUGUGGUUGGCUGUUUUGGGAAGGCUUCGCACGCGAGAUAGACUCCACUUUCUCCAAACUGAUUCCUCUUGUGUCUUCUGCCAAGUGGAAGAAGAGAGUCAUAGCCAUUUGUUCUUUGGUUGCACUUGGACCUCUUCUCUUUGGCUUAAGAUCAAAAAUUGGCUUCGUAUAUCAAGGACCAUGUCUUCUCUGCUCAGUGCCAUUCGGGGUCUCUCAAGAAUCGGUAACAAUGCAGUUAGAAGAAUGAGGAGAGCCUCCCUUGGUAUUCUGCUGGUUAGCUUGGCUGGUAGUGGCGGGUUCUUCAAUUCAGCUUCGGAGGUGGAGGUGGUUGCUGUUAGUCCUGGCUGUCUUCACGUCGUUCUUGCAUGUUGGUCAAUAAGGGAGCCUGUUCCCUUUCUGAUCAUCUUUGCUUCUGAACCUGCUG